CCAACGUUGCGUUCGCAGUUUAGGGACUUUCCUGCAGAGAACAGAGAGUACAGUGUCUCAGUUAUAUAUACAACCAGCAUAUCUGAAAUUUCUUCAGCCGUUCAGGAUUUUGGACUCAUGGUUUUGGUCUGGACCCCUUUUAAAAGAAUUUGAACCACAUGAAGCUUAAUCUUGAGGAGUUAUUCUCUCAGGAUGAAGAUGAUCUCCCUGCUGCUCCUCAUCCUCAGCUCAUGUCUCUGUGCAGCAACAUUUGUAGUGAAUGUGACCCAGAGCAGCUAUGAGGCAGAAGAGAACCACAGCAUCACUCUGGAGUGGACCUUCACCACCAGGACUCAGGGAUCCUACAGGGAUCUGUUCAUCUACUGUGAAGCGAUCAUGGAUCAUGGAGUCUUUGUUCUCUAUCAGGUCCAUGAUGGAGUUGAGAUUCCAGAUUCUCAGGAUGAUCAGUUUUCAGGACGAGUCCAGAUUGACAAAGACGUCCUCAGAGAAGGACGAAUCAGAUUCCAGGUGUCCAGACUGAGGACUGAAGACUCUGGUCUGUAUCUGUGUGACGUGAAAACUGAAGAUGGAUUUGGAUCUGAAACAUGUCGACUCAACGUCUCAGGUCCAAACUUUGCUAUAAUGACGGUUCCCGACAGAAACCUCAUCAGUCUGAUGCUACAUGAGGAAACCAUGAGGAGCGGUGAGCCUGCAGGUCAUCGGUCCAGGAUGUUUCUUUUAAUCCCCAUCAUUCUCUUCAUCAUUUCUAUGAGUUUACUUUUCAUCUUAGUCAUCUUCAGCUUAAAAAAAUGCUCCACAAUCACAAAAUUUCAGCAGAACCCCCUAAGUCGGGCCUCUGCCUCUCAGUUUGGAUGCUUUGGUCCAGAGCAGAGCUGUGAUGAUGUGGACCAGAACUCCAUCCAGUCUCUCAUUGUGAUUCCUGAUCAACCGCAGCAUCAUGGAAACCAUGGAGACGGAGCGAGUUGAGUCGAUCAGUCUGCGGUGCAUCGAUAAAACCAGGUUCUUCCUAAAGAAGCUCACAGACUCUGCAGGAAUCCCACAGACUUUCAGAUGAACAUGAGAAAAGGAUCUGGAUUUUCUCCAGAAAGAGGAAACACCUGAAGUGAAGUGUUUUCUUUUUUCUGUGCCAUGAAGUUGAGUCUGAAUACAGAUCAAGGUCUGACUGGGAGAUUUUCAGUGAACAAGAUCUGACUGAACGCCACAAAAACUGAAGAAAUGAGAACAGAUUUAAGGAAACGCAUCUCAGACCUUCAACCUCUCCAGAUGAAUGGACAGUGUGAGGAGAAUCACCAGUAACGACCUCAGCUGAUCUAGAAACGCUGCAGCAGGGAUCAAACCGACCCAGUGAAGAGUUGCUGGUUCUGAGCCUCAUGGAGACGUUUGAACGUUCUGCAUCGUUUGCUGCUCCGCUGGACGUUCUGCUGCUGACUAAAAUGUUCUCUUUGUCAAGACAUGUGGUGAUGAGAUGAUGAGGCAGACGCAGUGGACCCAGGUUGUGGAGAGGAAAUGUUGGUUUACACAAGGAUCCAGGCAGCAGAGUGAUGCCUGGAUCAUCACUCUGUGCUGAUUUACCACCUGUUGCUCUGGUAGCAACUGGUGGUAAAACAAAAAACUGACAACAAACUUGACGGCAGACAAGACUCCUGCGGACCCAACAAGGAACACGAGUGGGUUUAAGUACACAGGGAGACAAACGGGUGUUCUCAAUCUUGGGAUAGAUGGGAAAACAGAGAUUCAACAGAAGACAGAAACCUGAAUAAACAAAGAGAAAAAAAUUCCUUACACCAUUCAGAAAAACUGAAAACAUCAUGUUAAUGUUUUCAACUAGAGAAAUCCUUCUGUUUAUCUACACAAAAUUAUGUUUUGUACUUGAAUAUUUAUUAUUUUUCUACUGCUAUGUAUUAGAAUAAAGUGAAGUUUGAAAUGUUUCA
Molecule: messenger RNA, 1931 nt
Organism: Poecilia latipinna (sailfin molly)
Lineage: Eukaryota; Metazoa; Chordata; Actinopteri; Cyprinodontiformes; Poeciliidae
Exons: 7
Coding region: 193-966 (257 amino acids)
Biological process (GO): cell surface receptor signaling pathway; positive regulation of T cell proliferation; immune response
Cellular component (GO): external side of plasma membrane
Source: RefSeq, a predicted model, not a curated record